Messenger RNA from Dicentrarchus labrax (European seabass), 3316 nucleotides. RefSeq names its product FLVCR heme transporter 2a (gene flvcr2a). The transcript has 11 exons. Gene Ontology annotation, molecular function: heme transmembrane transporter activity; heme binding. The coding region runs from base 260 to 1768 and encodes 502 amino acids. Gene Ontology annotation, cellular component: membrane. Lineage: Eukaryota; Metazoa; Chordata; Actinopteri; Moronidae. Gene Ontology annotation, biological process: heme export; transmembrane transport. The record is from RefSeq and is a predicted model, not a curated record.
CUGUAAUAAAGGGGAUUUCUCAGACAGCUCAAGUAUUAGAAAUGAACUUCUGGAGAGCAGCUCAGUCAUUUGGAAGUCUGAAAUAAUCUCAGUCCUUUUGGUAAAAGUGAGUGAUUUUUGCAUUUGUCAAAUGGACCGAAAGUAGUAGCUUAUAUAUAUUUUUUUCUUGGUUUCAAAGACAUUUCAAGUAGCUUAGGUUAUUACUGUGGUGGGAGACCUGUCUGUCCUCCGAGGGCGCUCGUUUUAAUUGAAGCAGAAAAUGGGAGAUAAUAAGCGCGCCCCACAGGACGGGAGCGCACAGGAGGCGAAGGAUAACGGUCCACGUUUGGGAGCGGAGGGUCCGGAUGCCGCGGACCACAUUGAAUGCAGCAGCAUCCCAAACGGUGACAGCGGCUCUGCGGCCCCAACACGUUUAUACAAGAGGCGCUGGGCGAUCGUGUUCCUGUUCAGCUUUUACUCCCUGAGUAACGCGUACCAAUGGAUCCAGUACGGGAUCAUCAGCAACAUAAUGAUGAAGUUCUACAGUGUGGACGGGUUCGCUGUAGACUGGCUGUCCAUGAUCUACAUGCUCACCUACAUCCCCUUAAUCUUCCCGGUCACCUGGCUGCUGGAUAAGAAGGGGCUGCGGGUCACCGCGCUGCUGGCCAACGCGCUCAACUGCGCCGGGACGUGGAUCAAGGUGGCAAGUGCCAAACCCAAUCUGUUCGGGGUGACCAUGCUCGGACAGUUUGCGAGUUCCUUCGCGCAGGUCUUCAUCCUCGGGAUGCCUUCCCGCCUGGCAUCGGUCUGGUUCGGCGUGGAUGAGGUCUCCACCGCCUGCUCCAUUGGAGUUUUUGGUAAUCAGAUGGGCAUUGCCAUUGGCUUCCUGAUCCCACCCAUCCUUGUGCCUAAUGUGGACGAUAUGAAUGAGCUGGCUCAUCACAUCAGAAUCAUGUUCUACAUCAGCGCAGGAGUGGCCACCCUCAUCUUUAUCCUCGUGGUCAUCGUGUUUCAGGAGAAGCCAGAGAUCCCUCCCACCCAGGCCCAGGCUCAGGCCAGGAACCUCUCCCCCGACGAGUACUCGUACACAGCUUCUAUCUUGAGGCUGCUGUGCAACAAGCCCUUCAUGCUCCUGGUGGUUAGCUAUGGGCUGAACGUUGGCUGCUUCUAUGCUGUUUCCACUCUGUUGAAUCGGAUGAUCAUUGAACACUAUCCUGGUGAGGAGGUGAAUGCUGGGAGAAUUGGUCUGACUAUAGUCAUUGCUGGCAUGGUGGGGUCCCUCAUAUGUGGCAUUUGGCUGGACAAGACCAAAACCUACAAACAAACCACCCUUGCCGUAUAUCUCCUCUCUCUGAUUGGGAUGCUGGUCUACUCCUUCACCCUCAACCUGGGUCACCUGUGGGUGGUGUUUCUCACCGCUGGAGUUUUAGGCUUCUUCAUGACUGGAUAUCUACCUCUGGGCUUUGAGUUUGCAGUAGAGCUCACCUAUCCAGAAUCAGAGGGAACAUCAUCCGGGCUGCUUAACUGUUCAGCUCAGAUCUUUGGAAUCAUUUUCACCAUCUCCCAAGGGAAGAUUAUUGACAAAUGGGGCACUUUAGCGGGAAACAUCUUCCUGUGUAUCUUCCUGCUAAUAGGAACGGUAAUGACAGGAUUCAUCAAGUCUGACCUUCGACGACAGAAGGCCAACCUACAGGCUGAGGUGCAGACAGUGAGUCCUACAGACUCCGUGUCAUCGACGCAGGACUAUGGGGCCACAGCGUGCGUCGCCACCUGGCAACGGCAGUCUUGACAUAAACCCACAAGCUCAAUAAAACCAAAACGCACACCUGUUAAGAAAAUGACAGCUGAUCUGGAAGGAACUGUCCCUCCAAGUGAAAGCCUGAAAGAGAGGAAGUUUUAAGGAGGACAGAAAGAAAUACUCGCACACCAACAAUCAUAAACAUGCACACGUGGCCACGAUGGAAAAAGUUGCUGUGAAGAGUGAUUACAUGGAGACUGAAUCACACUGAGCUGCCCUCUGUAAGCCUUUAUUAUUGCGGUAAGCACCAGCAGACCGGCUGUAUAUUUGAACUGUACGGACACCAUACUCUGGCCUGAACACCGGAAAUUCACACUGAUAUUCCCAAGUGCAACUUAGCUCAUCCCAAAGCAAGCACAAGUCAAUCAUGCACAAGGGAAACGCACAUGGAACCUAAAUGUUUUUUCCAUCUGGAGACAAAAACAUGAAUUUUAUUCAAUAUAGGCAUUUUAUAUGUCUUGUCAGUGCAAUUUAACUGCCAUUUUACUACACUCCUCAACUGAAUUCAACUGAAUUGUUUUCAGAGCCUUUACCGUCCUCCUGUGAUUAGUGUUCAUGUGUUUUAUGCAUCUGAUGAGCAAUAUUUAAACUGUGAGUGUUUCCUAAUAUUGGACCAACAUUGUACAGUAACUGAAAAAGUAUUUACAUUGCUGAAGGUAAUUCAUUUUAAGGGUUCUCUUUUUUUUUUAGAAUAAGCAGACUGUGACUUGUUUUCCUGACAUGGCAGUCACAGUUUCAUAUUAUCUCUGCCUGCCAUUCAGGAUCACAUGGAAGUGUUACGUCUGAAUACUGCUGAUUACAAAUAUGAUUGAUGCUAUGCAUCUGAGUACACUUUGGAAGGUCAGUUUUGUCCUUAUUUUACUGUAAGUGAUCUCUACAAGACAUUUAGUGUUAAAUAACUGGAUCAACAUACGAGAGGAGUCAAAUCGAUGGCUGUGAUUAUCAUUUUGCACAAGAAAAUGUUUUUAUGUGUAAUACUGAGAAAUGUAGUCCAUGCUGUGUAACCAGUGUUUGUACAGUUUGUCAUUUACACGUUUUACUGUUGUGGCUAGUUGUUCAUCAUCCUUUUUUUUAUAUAAGGAUUAUGUGAUUUUGAGAGGUGCUUGUUAAAUCUUUCAGUGGCAUUAUUAUGACAUACAGUAACAGUGCUGUGAAACAGUUUCCACACCCCAUUUUGUAUUCUAUAGACUCUAGACUGGAUACAAGGUGUAAUGUUCCCUAUAAUGCUAGGGUCACUGAAAAUACAAAUCAGUACAUUAAAAACAUAAAUGGGAGGAUUCAAUAGAAUUUGUUUUGUUCUCUAUCUAAUUGGAUAACCUCAAGAAAAAAGUUUCACUGUAUGUAUCUGUGUGUAUCCAUCCUGAACCAGAAAAGGCUAAAAAGACAGAAUUAGCAGAAAAUAACUAAUUAAAAAUCCUUUAUCCACUUCCUCUCAGCACAUUAUAUUAAAUAUUUGUCAAAAAUCAUGAACAAAGUAUACUCUUGGAAACAUGUCUCAUACUCAUUUGUAGUUAAUAAAUACACAUCAUUCACUUGUUA